This is a messenger RNA of Panthera uncia (snow leopard), 5504 nucleotides long. RefSeq names its product adenylate cyclase type 10-like. Gene Ontology annotation, molecular function: adenylate cyclase activity. NCBI's taxonomy places the organism in Eukaryota, Metazoa, Chordata, Mammalia, Carnivora, Felidae. The record is from RefSeq and is a predicted model, not a curated record. Gene Ontology annotation, cellular component: cytoplasm. Gene Ontology annotation, biological process: cyclic nucleotide biosynthetic process; intracellular signal transduction. The transcript is spliced from 32 exons.
GCGAUGAUGUUUUAUUGUAGAAGCAUCUUCGCGUUUCAAGAUUUUUUUUGUUUGUUUGCUUUUUAUUUUUGAGAGAGCGUGUGAGUGGGGCUGGGGGACAGAGCGGGAGGCACAGAAUCUGUAGACAGGCUCCAGGCUCUGAGCUAGCUGUCCACAUAGAGCCCAACGCGGGGCUCAAGCCCACGAACCGGGAGAUCAUGCCCUGGACCAAAGUCAGAGGCUCCAUAUUUCAAGACUUAUAAAUGUCACCCCGACUCCUUUUAAAGCGCUUGCACUCCUCAGGCCUGUUGCCUGGGAGGCAGGAGCUAGAGCGCAGGCGCGAGAAGCAGGUGGGGCGGGGCCCCGAGGAAGCCUGCACUUAUUGGUUGGUGGGAGGAACUCGCCAGGGCUGUCGUUGCGGAUUGGCUGCUACGUGGACCCCCUCUCCCGGUUCCGGUAAGUUGGCGGGCAACCGCGCCGCCGCCAUGGCGACUGGCGAGCGGGCGGCGGUUCCCUCUUUGUGGCCCGUAGAGGCCCGGUUGGCGGCGCUGCUUCCCGACCUGCUGGUGUUCAGGAAGCCCCGAGGACCGGAACCCGAGCUCGCCACGGCCCAGGGCGUCCUCCUUGGCGUCCACGUGACGGGGUUUACAGCAUUAAUGGACAGGUUCAGCCUGACCUGCAAGUCGGAACAUGACAUGGACAAACUGGCCCACAUCUUCAGUUAUUACAUUAGUGACAUCGUGGAGCAUGUGCUGUGUUUUGGAGGAGAUAUCCUAAAUAUCACAGGGAAUGUGCUCCUAGCACUCUGGACGGUGAAACAGAAUCAACUGAGUGACAUCAUUACCCUGGUGGCAAAAUGCAGUCUGGAGAUACAGGAGAAAUUUGGGAUCUACCAUACCAAAGAAGGCCAGGACCUGCAGCUAAAGAUAGGUCUGUCUGCAGGUCAGAUCUCCCAGGUUAUUGUUGGAGAUGAGCAACGACAGUACCUCUUGGUGGUUGGGCAGGAUGUAGAUGAUGUCCAGUUAGCUCAGCGUUUGGCUCAGGCAAAUGAGAUUGUCCUGUCCUGGAACUGCUGGAAGCUCUGUGAGCAGUACAUGUUUGAAGUGGAAAUCAUGAGGGAGGAUGAAGCUGUGAAGUUAAGAGAUAUGCGGAUCAUUGACCCAUUUGAUUUUGAUGAGCAUUUUGACAAGUGCCUCGAUUACCUGCCACAUUACCAGACAAGUGCUGAUACUUUAAGGACUGCCCUGGAUUUGGAUCCAGACUCUGCACUUGAACAAACCCUGCGGAAGCACAUAAUGAAAAACCUUUUGAAAAAGAUUGAUGAAGGGCAGCCUACGGAGUAUGUAUCCGAAUUCCGUACCGUGACUAUGGUUUUGGUCAGCCUAGAGUUCCACAAGUCAGCAUGGGUGUUGCAUUUAUGUCAUCUUAUCCAGGAGGCUGCCCUGUACAUCUCCACAGUCAUAGAGAAAGGGGGUGGCCAGCUGAGCCGGAUCUUUAUGUUUGAGAAAGGCUGCAUGUUCCUCUGUGUUUUUGGCCUUCCUGGAGAUAAGAAGCCAGAUGAGUGCGCACAUGCCCUGGAGAGCUCCUUCAGCAUCUUCAGCUUCUGCUGGGAGAAGCUUGCUGAGACCAAGCUUGUUUCCAUCAGUAUCACCAAUGGACCAGUAUUCUGCGGUGUGAUUGGGGCAGUAGCAAGACACGAAUAUACAGUUAUUGGCCCAAAGGUGAGCCUUGUGGCCAGAAUGAUAACUGCUUAUCCAGGUUUGGUGUCCUGUGAUGAGGUAACAUAUCUAAGAUCCAUGCUACCUGCUUACAACUUCAAGAAGCUCCCAGAGAAAAUGAUGAAAAACAUCUCCAACCCGGGGAAGCUGUAUGAAUACCUUGGCCAUAGAAGAUGUAUAAUGUUUGGGAAGAGACAUUUGGCCAGAGAGAGAAAUAAAAAUCACCCUUUGUUAGAUCGGGAAAAAGAACUGGAAGCCUUUCGAAUGGCACAGCAGGGGUGUUUGCACCAGAAGGAGGGGCACGCAGUUUUGUAUGAAGGUGGAAAAGGCUAUGGCAAAAGUCAGCUGUUGGCUGAAAUAAACUUCCUGGCCCAGAAAGAAGGACACAGACUCAGCAUCCUUGGGCUGGUGGAGUGAGCAACCUCUCUGUGGGUCAAGGGACUCCCAGUGACCAUAGUGACAUUCACCAGGGUGUUGCCAUUGAAGCUGAAGGAAACAGAUUUCAAGCAGUGCUUCUAUGCCAUCCAGACCCUCAUGGCCAUCUUCUUUGAGAUUGACACAUGUCCAGCCUAUUACCGCCAGGAGUGCCUACACAAACAGCUCUGUGGGAUGGUGGAGGAACCUCUUCACUGUCUUUUUAAUGACCUCUUCUUUGUGAAGUUUCCCUUAUCCUUCAAAGUUUCACACAUGGAUGACCUGACCAGACAAAAGAAGGUUAAGGCAUGUUUUUUUCAAGUGCUCCAGGAGGCAGUGAGGGAAACACCGCUGAUUUUCCUCAUUGACGAAGCCCAAUAUAUGGAUGCAGCUUCCUGGGAGUUUUUGGAAACAUUGCUCUCCUCUGUGCCCAUCAUCAUGGUGAUGACAUUGACCCCUACCAUCACCCUGUGUGACUGUGCCCAGCACUUCCUGCAGAGCUCUCAAGCUGUCCUUGUGCCCAUUUUGAAGUUGGCAGCGACCUCACUGUUGAGAAUGGCAUGUUGGGAACUGGGGGUGGUGAGCAUCCCCCAAGAGCUGCAGAUCUACCUUCUUCACAGGUGCUUUGGAAACCCCCUCUACUGUGAGGUCUUAUGCCAGGACCUUCUCUCUAAAGACAUAUUGGUCUUUCAUGAUCUCCAAAAGGAGGAGGAGAAUAACAAGUGGGAGACCCUCUCAGCCAAUGCCGUGAAAUCCACAAUGUACAACAUUCCUCCUGCUGGCUCUGAAGACCAGGAACUUUAUAUCUGCACAGUCAAGGAUGAUGUGAACUUGGAUACCGUGCUUCUCCCACCAUUAUUAAAAGAAAUAGCAGUAAACCAGCUGGAUCAAUUAAGCCCAGAGGAGCAGUUGCUGGUUAAGUGUGCUGCAGUCAUUGGUCACUGCUUUCAAAUAGAUCUAUUGCAGCACCUCCUGCCUGGCUGGGAUAAAAAUAAGCUGCUUCAGGUGCUGAAGGUUCUUGUGGAUAUUCAUGUGUUCCUCUGGUUCAACAAGAGUCAAGAGCUUCCUGCCGAGUCAAUAUUAGUGCCUUCCUCUAUCAAGAUUAUUGAACAAACCAAAGAGGAGAAGAAGAAAAAGUCCGAUGCUGACUCUCCUCUCAGUCCACAAGAGGAACUAUCCCUACCUCAGACAGAGGUGCUAGAAUUUGGAGUGCCGCUCUUACGGGAAGCCGCGUGGGAGCUGUGGCCCCGGGCACAGCAGAUAGCCCUGCACCUCGAAUGUGCCUGCUUUCUCCGAGACUUGGCCUGCCGCUGCGGGAGCUGUCAUGGCGGGGACUUUGUCCCCUUCCACCGUUUCGCCAUCUGUUCUACUAAGAGCUGCAGUGGGACCUCCCGGUUCUGUAGUUACAAAGAUACUGGCUCAGUACUAACACAGGUGAUCACAGACAGACUGCAGAUGCCUUCUCCCCAAGAUAGUUUUCAGUUCCAGACAAAAGAAUGCAGAAGUCAGGAGGCCUUCACAAGUGAACACUGCAGAACAGAGGAAGAGUUCCUGGAUCAGGUGAACAGGAAGCUGGCUCAGACCAGCCCCGAGAAAGACAUGUUGACCACAAAGCCCUGUCACUGUGAGGAAAUCCUGAAGUUAGUGCUCUCACCCCUCACCCGGCAUUGCCUGGUCAUCGGAGAAGCCACAUGUGCGUUUUAUUACCUGCUGGAGGCCGCUGCUGCCUCCUUGGACCUGUCAGAUAAUUACAUGGCCUUCUUUUAUUUGAGGAAGGCAAGCAGUCUUCUGGGCCAGCCUUCAGCCUUCUCGUUUUUGAAAAAGCACAAGGUGAAGAUCUGUCAGUUUGAGGAGGCCACUUUCUGCUGUCUUCGGUCAGAGGUAUGUUUCAACAUGGGACAGAUCACCCUAGCCAAAAAAUUGGCCAGACAAGGCCUUCAACUGCUGAAAAGGAGUUUCCCUUGGACCUGGUUUGGUGUUCUUUUACAAACAUUCCUGGAAAAAUACUGGCGUUCCUGUUGCCUCAGCCGAUCUCCAGACAACCCUAGUGAGAAUAAGAAGAAGCUGGCAGUCCUGCAGCAGCGGGUGCGCUGUCUCUCCCUGCUCUGGCAGCUCUACAACCUGGAGACCACGACCAGCAGCCGCAGGUUCGCCGGCCUUGCCACUCUUAUGCAGAAGAACUCUGCUGAGGAGUUGGCAAGCGGAGCCCCGGUUGUCUCUACCUAUGUGGCCCUGUCCCAAUUCUCCCAGAAUAUGGGUGACAGGGACAGGUGGCUGCACUGUGAGCAGGUGGCCAUUCAGAAGAGCAGCCUAUGUUGGUUCUCCAGGGAGGGACUGUUGGCCACGGCCCAGCUCAUGCAGGCCUUGGCCUAUACCAAGCUCUGCCUCGGCCAUCUCGACUUCUCCAUCAAGCUGGGUUUUCAAGCUCGUGAGAUAUGCAGACACCUCAAGAAACCAGCUCUGGAGACUCUGGUUCUCUCAGUUCUCUUCAGAUCUGCAUUUCUGAAGAAAAAAUUUGACCUGUGUGUCCAUGUGCUGGAGAGCCAGUGGGUGCUCAUUUCCCAGGGUCAUGAUGUCCUUGGCCUGGCCUGCUUCUAUUCUGCUUGCUUAGAUCUGCUGCUCUAUGGAAAAGGAUUGCUAUGUCGGCCCUUCAGCGAGUGUCUGUGUUUCGUUCAACGCUAUGAGCACAGCUGCAUUCUGAACUCUCAGAGUAAUGUCAUGCUGGGGGUCCACUCGUCUCUGGCCAUGUGGUUUGCCCAGAACUCUCAGUGGAAUCUGUUUGAGCAGCACUUCUCCAAAGCUCACCAGUUGGUGAAAAGAACCAAUGCCUCACUGUUUGGUUCACAUGGCUUUGUCCGAUUCCUAGAGUGCCAUGUGCUGAUGUUACAAAAAAUGCCAGAAGAUGUCUUCAUGCAUACUCUCCCAGAGACUCGCAGCCAAGCCCUCAAGUACUUCAAGGAGUUCUUCUCUAGAUGUGUGACCUGCCCCGUCUAUCACCAGUGGGUCUCUGAGCUUAAAGCCUCUGUAAUGAGAUCUGGAAAAGGAGAAUCCAUGUCCUUGACUGACAUCAUCAGACCUUUUGACACCUGCUUGACCAGGAUUUGGAUAGAGGGAGAAUUCCUGGAGGAAAACAACUCCUUUGGAGGAAAUUUAGGAAUACAGAGAUUUGACAGAGUGGCUGAUGUCAGGGAGAAUAAAGAUGAAGAAGAAAUUCAAGAAUGUAUAUGUUAAAAAAAAUCAUUUGAAGGGACCAUUGUUCUCUUGUAUAUAACACAAAGAAAUGAUCCAAGUUCUCCUUUUUAAGAUACUGGACAGUAUAUGUAUUAAAUACACCAGCCGUUUACACUCACCACUGUCUAUAUCUUUGUCAAAAUAAAAGCCUAUGUUUCUGAA